ACAUCCGUACCCAGACCUCUAUAUAUAUAUAAGUACCUGUAAAAAAGAAAAAAAAUCUUACUCCCGCCUAUAUCCUCCUCCAAUCCUCAACUUUGACGCUACUACAGGACACCCUUCCUCCUCCACUCUAAAACUCAGACUUGUCUUCUCUCUUUCCUUUACCUCUACUCCCCCCCUCAUAUAAGAAUCAGUGCAUGCCGUGUACGGGAACCAGUGCUAAACGGAUUGUGAUUCUGUGCAGACUAUUUUUGUUUGUGGAUUAGCUGUCAAAUGACAGUUUACAUAUAUUUAUAUAAAUUUUUUUUCGUUUAACCAAUUAUUAGUGGUUGUGAUUGCAAUAAAAUGUCUGUUACGGAUACGGUGGAAAUAGACAAUUUUAUAAUAAUGGAGGCUAUCAUGAAACGCGAUCAAAGGACUACGAGUCAUCGUGUUUUUAAUAAUUAUAAUAAAAAUAAUAACAAUAAUAAUAAUAUUAAUAAUUAUUAUUUUUAUGCUAUUGAUAAUUUACAUAGGACGUUUUGUAGAAAAUUUUCACGAGUGUAUUCUUCUAAUCAAAGAAAUAUUUAUAGUAAUAGUAAUAAUAGUAAUAAUGUGGUAAAUAAUAAUAAUAAUAAUAAUAAUAAUAAUAAUAAUAGUAGAGUUGAAAUUGGAAAUUGUGUUGAUUGUGAUCCUAUUAGACAUAAUUUUAAUUGGAGAUUUAAAAAAAUAACACGACCUACCACGUGGUUAAAAUUUAUUUGUUUAUUGCUAGGGCUAGCAGGCCUACUGAUACUAUUUCUGAUAAUAUCAGUACAGGGUAAACCAACACCAUCAAUGGCAUUUCAUAGUCGACUUUAUCAGUCAACUCCUAAAUGGAUAAAUCCCUGUGGUGAGCCAGCUGGAAAUUCGGAUGGUUCUAUUUAUAUGGAGCCACUUACGGACGAACAGUUAUUAGCUACUGUUGUAAUACAAGCUAAAACUGCACUUGACCAUGCGAAACUUUUUUGUGAUAAAUAUGUCAAAGAAUCGUUUGGAUUAAAUAUGGCAUCAACGCACUCGUCGUGGAAAAGUUCUCGUUAUGACUGGCUACCUGGUUUACAGGAGAUACCCAAGCAACUCGGCGAGGACUUGUCGAAAGAAUACUUAGACAAACUUGAGGUGCGGAUGAUUGAUGAUGCAUUGAUAAAUACAUACGAGUACAUGCAAAAAUUUGCAGUAGGCUUAGAGCAAAUAGCUUGGGAUCAGAGAGAAAACCGACUGGCCUUUCAGACGCAGUUUGAAGAGACUGAACACAAACUCCGUUCUGUCCUAUGUGAACUACAAGUUGCAAUGGUGGAACGAGGGGUAACUCCGCGUCCUGACGUAAAACGUGAAACAAUGUCUGAUGAAUUUCGGGCAGUGGCUUUAUCAAAUACUUCCCGAAGUGUACGUGACUGGUUAAUUUUCCGUGACUAUAUGAAUGGAUUAGAGUACAUUGUACAAGUAUUCAGUCAUCUUAAAAAAAAUCUUGAGUCUUCUUGAGGAUGGCAAGGCGGAGUAAGUCGGCGUAAUAGAACAAGACGGCGAUUUAUUCGUUUCAACCAUUACAGCAACAACAACAACAACAAAUACAACAACAACAACAACAAUAAUAAUAAUAGUAAUAAUAAACGAAUAUUAAACAUAAAUCGUCAAAUUGUAUUAUCACCAUCGUGAUUUUAUAUUUUUCUUACAUGUCAUUUUGCUUAUGCGAUAUAGUACUUAUUUUCGAUAAUAAAAAAUAUUUAUAAAUUUUGAAAGUUAAAUUAUAUACACAGAGAGAAAUUUACGGUAACAAUUACAAUAUAAUAUGGGAAUGGUUCCCAUAAUGCAUGGUAACCGGUUUUUUUAAAAUGUUGAUUGUAGGAACGGCACCCAUAUAUUGUAGUUAUCAUUACUAUAAUAUUAUAGUAAUCGUUACCAUAAUAUUAUUGUAAUGGUUACUAUAAUAUUAUGGUAAUGGUUACCAUCCUGUUAUAGUAGUGGUUCCUAUAAUAUUAUAGUAAUUGUAGCCAUAAUAUUAUGGCAACCAUUACCAUAAUAUUAUAGGACCCACUACUAUAACAGGAUGGUAACCAUUACCAUAACAUUAUGGUUACCAUUACCAUAAUAUAUGGUAAUUAUUACCAUAAUAUUAUAGUAAUCGUUACCAUAAUAUUAUAGAAACGAUAACUACCGUAUUUAUGGUAAAGGUUACCAUAUUUAUGAUAAUGGUUACCAUAUUUAUGGUAAUGGUUACCAUGGUUAUGGUAAUGGUUACCAUAUUUAUGAUAAUAGUUACCAAAUUUAUGGUAAUGGUUAUCAUAUUUAUAAUAAUGGUUACCAUAUUUAUGGUAAUGGUUACCAUCAAUGUAGUAACCAUUAUCAUAAUAUAUAGUAACUAUUACCACAAUAUAUGGUAACCAUUACCAUAUUUAUGGUAACCAUUACCAUAAAUAUGGUAACCAUUACCAUAAAUAUGGUAACCAUUACCAUAAAUAUGGUAGUAAUCGUUGCUAUAAUAUUAUGGUAACGAUUACUAUAAUAUUAUGGUAACCACUACUACCACAGUAUGGUAACCAUAAUAUAUGGUAACUGUUACCAUAAUAUUAAAGUACUCGUUACUAUAAUAUUACGGUAAUGGUUAACACAUAUUAUGGUAAUGGUUACCUUAAUACGAUGGUAACGAUUACUAUAAUAUUAUGAUAACAUUUACCAUAAUCAUUACCAUAAUUUUUUUACAUGCGAUAAGAGAACUGUUACCAUAAUGACGGGAAUUGUUCCCAUACUUAUGGGAACUUUUCCCAGAAAGUAUGGGCCAAUAUCCCAUAAUCCCAAGUAAUCAUUACUAUAACGGUAUGGGAUGAUAUUUCAUGAACGAACUUGGAACGUACUUGGAACCAUAAAUCUUUCUCUGUGGACAUUUGUAUUAAUCGAUUUUAAAAAUAAGAAAAACAAUAAUUAUUAUUUUAAAAUUAACAACCGCCGACAUUCACCGCCGUAUGUUCAAUAUAUAUAUAAAUAUAAUUUAUUUAAUAAAUUAUUAGUAACAUUUAUAAUUUUAAUUCAACACUCACUUAUUUCUGCACAUAUUUAAUAAUACAAAAAAAAAUUUAAUCCAAAGAUUGAAUUAAAUUUUCUGAUGUAAAUAAAUCACCGCUAAUAUUAAAAAAAAAUAAUUUUGUAUAUAAAAUACAAAAUGUACGAUUCCGCAAUUAAAUUGUAUAUUUUAUU
This is a messenger RNA of Microplitis mediator, 3210 nucleotides long. RefSeq lists its product as uncharacterized. The record is from RefSeq and is a predicted model, not a curated record. The coding region runs from base 343 to 1500 and encodes 385 amino acids. NCBI's taxonomy places the organism in Eukaryota, Metazoa, Arthropoda, Insecta, Hymenoptera, Braconidae. The transcript has 5 exons.